AUGCUCGUCUUUAAUACUAUUAAGGAAUACGCUUUCGAGGUUUCCACCUCGAGAUUUCAUCCUUUCCUUCUGGAGCGUCUCGCCUCAGACAGUUGCACAAGACUAUUUAACAAUGCGGUGUUCAGAGUUAAGGCAUCUGAAGCAUCAGAGGCUUCUUCUUUUGCUCAGCACAAGGCAGAGCUGCUUUUUCCUCAUCAUCACACCAUGGCUACGCCUAAGGGCUCGCGCUCCAAGACCACUACGGACCCUCCUGCUCCUCCUGUGGACACUGAUGUUAAUAUCCCGGAUGGUCCUGCACUGUCGCCGAACAAGGAAGAUUCAAAUACGGCAGUUAAUGUUCCUGCAACGGCCGGCGGAUCUGGCCUCAGCGUUGCUGAUAAAGCUGCGGACAAUGCGUCCGAAGGGAAAGCCGUCGUCGACGACUCACCUGUUGACGAUGAUGGCUUCAUUGAAGAUUCGGAUGACGAAAUGGAGAUGGAUCUGUCCCUGGAAGCGGAAUGUCGUCUUCGUACCGCUAUCAUUCUGCUUAUUCCGUUUGCCCUGCACAAGGAAAUUUCAUGCAUUAUCAUUGCUGUUCUGUCAGGUGCGCAGGGGGUACUCACAGCAGCCUCAGACUAUUUCAGAGGGAUUUUCGGGAAGGACAAGAGGCUUGAUUUCAGUGACUGGAAGCCAGUGUGGGACAGACAGCUGAGAGCUCAGGAAGCAGUGAGUUUGGAUGCAGACUGGACCGAGGAGGAGGUGCAGGCUGCUUUCGCGUCACUGGCAAAAAACAAGUCGCCGGGCAGUGAUGGCAUGCCAAAGGAGUUCUUCGAGGCCAACUGGGACCUCCUGGGGAAGAGCUUCAUGGCGCUGGUCAAUGAUUUCUCGGAGACGGCGACUCUCCCGGAUGCGGUGAAGGGUGCUGUAACGAUUCUCCUGCACAAAAAAGGAGAUAAGGAUCAGCUGGGGAAUUACCGGCCGAUCACGCUGCUGAAUUUCACGUACAAAAUUCUGGCCAAAGUGUUGGCAGAACGGAUGAAGAGGGUGCUGCACCGGGUAAUCUCCCCAGAUCAGUAUGGCUUCAUUCCUGGGAGAAGGCUCACAGACGGGGUCGCGCUGGUUGCAGACAUCAUCGAUGCGGCAAAGAACAAGAGUGAAGACUGGUUCCUGCUGCUCGUUGAUUUUCAAAAGGCCUUCGACUCUGUAUCGAGGGGCUUCAUCUUCCAAGUGUUGAGGCGCAUGGGCUUCCCGGAGCGUUUCGUGUCGUGGGUUGAAGGCCUGCACUCACACACUACAACAAAGAUGUUGCUCAACGGCUGGCUGGGGGAAGGCAUUGAGGUGGUGUCAGGAGUUCACCAAGGGUGCCCCUUAGCCCCUUACCUGUUCCUGUGCGCAGUGGAGCCGCUGGUGCAGGAUGUGGAGCGGAGAAAGCUGGGGCUUGAGAUUGGCGGAAAGAGGCUGUCGUACCUCGGGUACGCGGAUGAUACCACGCUGGCUCUGCAAGGGAAGCAGCAGAUUGUUAGGGCGGAGGGCGUCCUGACAAAGUUUGCGAAGAAGUCGGGACUGUGCAUAAACGCGGAAAAAACAAUCGUCUUACCACUCGGUCGGAAUCGUGGGUACAAGGCGCCGACGAGCAGUACCUUCAAGUGGGCGGAACCGGACGAUGCAGAGAGACUGCUGGGUGUAUGGGUCACCCCGGACGGUAGCGGGCUCCCCACCUGGGAGAAGGCACUGGAGGAGAUUGCGAAAAGGCUGGUGAAAUGGAGGCAAAAAUAUCUCACGGAGAAAGCAAGGGGAGCGGUGGCGAAUGACUACAUCCAGCCGAUUAUGACUUUCCAGGCGCAGGUUUACCCGCCUCCUGCGAAGAUAUGGGGGGAGCUGGAGAGAAUGAUUCACAGCUUUGUCUCGGGGAACAAAGUGACAUCGACGCGGGGUUUCUUUCUCUGGAGCAAAGAGCUGCUGUACACCCCCCGGAGUGAGGGUGGCCUGGGGGUGAGGGACCCAAGCAUCACGCUCGCAUGUCUGGCCGCGAGGAGAGUCGGACUGUUGUUGGCAGAGACGAACCAGUUGAAGCGGGAUUUAAUGAUUCAAGCGGCAGAUCUCCCGCUGGGGCUGGACACUUUCAUGUCACAUGACUGCUUCCUGCGACAUUGGGAAGGGAGAAGUCAGCGGUGGAAGCAGACGUGUGAAACUUUCAUGAAGUCGCCGCUCUGCAUCAAAACGGUUAAUGUGUCGCGGGAAGCAGUUGCGAAGGAAAGGCUAGUGUUCAACAGGGCAAUCAUGGUCGGAACGGCCACGCCUGUGGGAGGUCAGAAAGACGCUGAACCACUCUGGAACUUUAGGCUGGGAGACAUGGUGAAACGACUGCAGGACGGUAGCUGGGCGCUGAAAACCAUGGAGGAGCUCACAGCGAGGCUAGGAGGCAAGGGGCCGGCUAGACUCGCGCUGAGGGGUUUCGCAGCAGCGCCUGAGGAAUGGAGAACCUGCUUGCUGACCCCUGCUGCAAGCUCGGCUGGCUCCACCCAGGGGGACCGGAGGCGACUCCCGCAGCUGCCAAUCUUGAGAGACGGGGGAAUGGUGGUGUCGGCGCUGAAGAAAUCGCUCCGCCAAAUCAACCCACUCCGCGAAACAGAGUCUCUGGGGGAUCUGCUGUUCCGCAAGGCUGGUUCGCGCACUGCUUUUCCGGAGGUGACAUUGAUUGCAAUCACGCUGCACCAGCUCUGUGCCGUUUCGAAUGCACUCUCGCGCCUUCCCAUCUCAUCUCGCUCGCCCUCCCAUUCCGAUCGUCCACGCUCCGUCCGUCCUGACGUCGUCCCGUCGACCGCCGCGUCGCGAUCCUGUCGUCCGUCCCGUCGCUGUCCCGUCGCCCUCCUGUCGUCAUCUCCAUUACCCCUCUCCUCCAAUCACCCUCGCGUUUUUCCUGUCGCUCCAAUCGCCUUCUCCUCUCCCUUCUCGUCCCUCUCUCUCUCUCUCGUCGCUCCCUUUCCAUUGCAAUCGCCUUCUCCCAACCCUACCCGUCGCUCGCUCUUUCUCCCCAUCCCCUCCAGUUGCUCUCGGUCUCUUCCAUCCCUUCCCGUCGCUCUCGCUCUUCCCCCUCGCUUCCCGUUGCUCUUGCUCUCUCCCCUCCCUUCCCGUCGCUCUCUCUCUCGCCGCUCCCUUCCAGUCGCCCUCGGUCUCUCCCAUCCCGUCCCGUCGCCCUCGCUCUCUCCCCUCCCGUCCCGUCGCUCUUGCUCUCUCCCCUCCCUUCCGGUCGCGCUCUCUCUCUCGCUGCCCCUUGCGCGUCGCUCUCUCUCUCGCUGCCCCCUGCGCGUCGCUCUCUCUCUCGCUGCCCCCUGCGCGUCGCUCUCUCUCACGCCACUCCCUUCCCGUCGCCCUAGAUGCAGUCGUCGCAAAUUCCUCUCCCACCCUCCAUCACCCUCCCCAUCGCGUUCCCGCUCGCCACGAAACGCCUUCCCGUCCCGCACCCACUUUCUCCUCCCAUCGCCUGCCUCGUCGCCUUCGCGCUCGCACUCAAACGCGCUCCCCGCGUCCUUCCUCUCUCCCUUCCCAUCAACCACCUCGUCGCCCUCGUGCUCGCCCCAAAAUGCCUUCCCAUCGCCUUUCGUCUCUUCUCCCCAAUCAUUAAUCUCUGAAACGCUCUCCAGUCGCCCAUCGUAUCCACCCGGUUCAUCACCGACCUCGUCGCCCUCGCUCUUGCUCUGA
This is a messenger RNA of Closterium sp. Yama58-4, 3681 nucleotides long. The record is from the annotation of a GenBank genome assembly. NCBI's taxonomy places the organism in Eukaryota, Viridiplantae, Streptophyta, Zygnematophyceae, Desmidiales, Closteriaceae.